Molecule: messenger RNA, 465 nt
Organism: Torulaspora globosa
Lineage: Eukaryota; Fungi; Ascomycota; Saccharomycetes; Saccharomycetales; Saccharomycetaceae
Gene: CDD1
Product: cytidine deaminase
Exons: 1
Coding region: 1-465 (154 amino acids)
Cellular component (GO): cytosol
Molecular function (GO): cytidine deaminase activity; zinc ion binding
Source: RefSeq, a predicted model, not a curated record
AUGUAUCUGCCGUUGAAAGAAGGCGUCGCCGGCCUGGACCGCGACCAAUUCGAGAAACUCAAACAGUUGACGUUGGAGGCUCGACAGCUCUCGUACGCGCCAUAUUCCAAGUUCCGCGUAGGGUGCUGUCUGGUCGCCGAGGGCGACCUCUACUACACCGGUGCCAACGUCGAGAACGCAAGCUACGGUGGCGCGAUAUGUGCGGAAAGAACUACCAUUGUGAAGGCAGUGACCUCGGGAUGCCCCGAGUCUGCGGACGGGACCAAAUGGGUGUGUCUGGCGAUCGCCGGGGACUCUCUCGAGACCUGCAUCUCUCCGUGCGGCAUCUGCAGACAAUUCAUCCGGGAGUUCGCCGCAGACGACUUCCCCGUCGUGAUGUUCAAUGGAGAUGGGUCGCAGUUCCUGGUCAGGACGCUCAGAGAGCUGCUGCCGUUGAGCUUUGGGCCUGGAGAUCUGGCAUUUUGA